Messenger RNA from Myripristis murdjan (pinecone soldierfish), 1804 nucleotides. It is a transcript of the gene rpusd4, whose product is annotated as RNA pseudouridine synthase D4. Gene Ontology annotation, biological process: pseudouridine synthesis. The record is from RefSeq and is a predicted model, not a curated record. Bases 93 to 1250 code for a protein of 385 amino acids. The transcript has 6 exons. NCBI's taxonomy places the organism in Eukaryota, Metazoa, Chordata, Actinopteri, Holocentriformes, Holocentridae. Gene Ontology annotation, molecular function: RNA binding; pseudouridine synthase activity.
GAGAACCGGAUGUUGUAUUCUUCUUCUGGCUUGCUGAGUUUGUAGCUCAGUUUCCUCCUAGCUGACAUGUUUUAGCUCAACAGGACGCCGCUAUGAGCAGGUUCAGGAGAGUUCAAGACGUGUGUAGAAGCGACUGGAGCCUCGUGUUGAACACAUCACACAGCAGGCGGCUCCGGUCCAGCGGGGCGGCCUCACGGAGCCACGCCGCCGCUGCUGAGCAUGCGGCCGGCACACAGCCCGGCCACAAGCCCCGGCUGAGAGCCAUCGACCUCGCUCAGAAGAUCCAGCAGGAGAAGGUGAAGGAGAAGGGGGCGGCCAGUCCCUCGCUGUCCGCCCAGGACAGGAGGGUGACGGAGCUCAGGCGGCUCACCCGGCAGCUGCAGAAGGUCCACCCGAACGUGCUGGCCAGACACCUGGACAGAGGUGUGCUCUUCCAGGACAGGGACGUGGUGGUGGUCAACAAGCCGUACGGGGUGCCCCUCCACGGCGGCUCAGGUGAUGGCUCAGGGGUCACAUCCAUCUCCUCGGUGCUUCCGGUUCUUGCCAAAAUGAUGAAUGGCAUGAAGAGUGGCUCUCAGCUGUUUCCCUGUUUAAGGCUGGAAAAGGAGACGACAGGGACUCUCCUGUUGGCGCGGAGUGAAGAAGUAGCCGAGCACAUACUGAACCUCCACAGAAACAAUCAAGUGCAGAGUAAAUACUGGGUCGUCACUGUCGGUGUGCCUGUGCCCUCUGAAGGAGUGAUUGACAUUCCUUUGAUCGAGAGAGAAGUCACAGGCCCUCAGCCGCAUUUCAAGAUGGCCCUCAGUCCUCUGUACAGGUUAAAGGAAAGCGGAGAUGGCAUGACCAGAGUGCGUGCCCAUCGCCAAGCCCAUGGUGCCGUGACCAAGUACCGCGUCCUGGACAGCAGCAGUGGCUGCAGCCUGGUGGAGCUCCAGCCACUCACCAGAGUGAAGCACCAGAUGAGGGUCCAUAUGGCAUUGGGUUUGGCAUGCCCCAUUCUUGGCGACCACAAAUAUUCCCACUGGAGCAAAUUGGCACCCCAGAACUUGCCGGAGCGUGUUUUAGGAAAGCUGGGGCUGGAACAGACCAAAGUACGUUAUCUCCCUCUGCACUUGCAUGCCCGCCAGCUGACACUGCCGGAGAACAGCCGUCAGCCAGACAUCAGCGUGUCCUGCCCGCUGCCUAAGUACUUCACCAGCACUCUGCGUCGACUGCACUUAGCUCUUCCUGAUGAGCAGGAGCCUGAAUGACAAUCGCCUUGCUCUUCUUCUGGAUAGACAUGUUCAGCUCUUUGUGUCGUCAUGGGGGACAUCAAUUCUGAAACUCUUCAGCGCGCGAAUCCAAUUCAAGACAGGCCUGGAAUGUAAGAAUCUGGCAAAUGCAGCGUUGCAAGCUCUGUACAGAAAAUUAAUGAUGGGGUACUUAUAUUUUAUGAAUGUAAGUGCUGCACAGCAUAUUUAAAUGAUGACAGAAAUUUGUAUGGGACUGUCUUGCAGACUCCAUUGAAGUUUUGCACACGUUACAUGUAGCUGUAGUGAUGUAUUAAAGUUAAAUCAGAUGUGCACAUCAUUUCACAGUAUGGAUGGUGUUGAUAUGGACAGCUUUUUUUUUUUUUUUUUUAAAAAAGGCCCACUUCAUCCUUUCUUGAAAAUGUAGAACAGAAGAGGCUGUUUUCCACACCUGAAACUGGAGACUUCAUUUUUGAUUUGCUUGACAUACUUACUGACAGAAGGAUUGAUGUGUUUGCUAAGCAUUCAUUUAAAAUGUUUGUAUUUCCUGUUUAUUAAACCUAUAUAUACAGCAA